GAGACUCAGACACCAGCCAUAGCGGACGUGUAUCGCGCGUUCGUGCUACUCUUCGCCUUCUAUAAGUGAGAUAGUCGUGACCCAAGGCCAUAUAUUGUUCGCGCACAAGUGACCAUCCGUGAUGACGACCUACCGCAAGAAUUCGCUGGUUGUGGACAUGAACGUCCUGCCAGUAGCUCCAGAUAUCGACAAAAUCAAAGCAUUCCUCACAAAGGACGUUCAGCUGGAUUUUUCUGCUGUACGUAACCUGCAAUGGAACAUCUCCAGGAGCCAAGUGAUCAUCGAGACCGCAACAUCCCAGCUAGCCUACAUGAUUUCUCAGGAACACAACAUGAAACACAGCAUAGCACACCAGAACAAAAAGUACUUCAUCCCCAUUUUUGUGGAAGACGGUGCCACAGAGGUAAAAGUGCACGAUUUACCACCACAAAUGCCCAACCAUCUGAUAGCAUCUCAUCUCCAGCAAUAUGGAGAUGUGAUAUCAAUCCGUGAUGAAGUGUGGAAGGAUUUCUUUCCCGGCAUCCCAAACGGUGUGAGGGUUGUGCGGAUGAAAAUCGUGGCACCGAUACCUUCUUUUUUGGAAAUUGAAAAAGAAACAGCGUACAUAAAGCACAAUCACCAAAUCAAAACAUGCCGAUACUGUUCCAGCAAAUUGCACACGGGACAAAAAUGUAACACUGCAAAGAUGAAGAACACCAAUACCAGCAACACACCACUAGACGCAGAACAACAAAAGAAUCCAACCGAAAACCACUCCCGCAAGAAACAAUUGAGCACGAUAAGCAGACCUCCAAACUCGGCAUCGACACCAGCAUCGAAGAAGAAAAUCCACACCAAAUAACAACACCAAGCAAGAUCGAAAGUUUGAUGGACACAAUCGACUACGAAAAUUUAUUUCAACCACCCAAGUUGAAAGUUUCAACUUCUUCUUUUUGCGUUCAGAAAGCAAGGAGAAAAUUGAAGAAAAAGUAGUGUACCAUUGACGCAACACCUGGCCCAAAAAUGUUAAAAACAAGAAGCCAAAUAAAUGAUUAAGGAAAA
Messenger RNA from Culex pipiens pallens (northern house mosquito), 1041 nucleotides. RefSeq lists its product as uncharacterized. The record is from RefSeq and is a predicted model, not a curated record. The transcript has a single exon. Lineage: Eukaryota; Metazoa; Arthropoda; Insecta; Diptera; Culicidae. The coding region runs from base 122 to 841 and encodes 239 amino acids.